Desarmillaria tabescens is the source of this 1165-nucleotide messenger RNA. Its product is annotated as protein transporter SEC9. Gene Ontology annotation, biological process: vesicle fusion; exocytosis. NCBI's taxonomy places the organism in Eukaryota, Fungi, Basidiomycota, Agaricomycetes, Agaricales, Physalacriaceae. The coding region runs from base 80 to 1165 and encodes 361 amino acids. The transcript is spliced from 3 exons. The record is from RefSeq and is a predicted model, not a curated record. Gene Ontology annotation, molecular function: syntaxin binding; SNAP receptor activity. Gene Ontology annotation, cellular component: plasma membrane; SNARE complex.
UCGCAACCACACUGCAGUUUUUCCCACCAUCACGACAAGCAUCAACGAUUACCACCAGUGAACAUACAAGGGAAUACGCAUGUCGUUCUUUUCUCGGCGCAAAGACAAACCCCGCAUUCCACCCGUCGAGUCACCUUCUCCCAACAGCACCUCGCCAUGCCCGUCAUACCGUUCCAACGCAAGUACCUACGUUCCAAGUCGUGAUGGCGACCCAUACAAUACACCAUCCAACAAAGUUACUUCUUAUCCGCCACCAGUACCAACACCAAUGAAUGACUAUGAGCCUCGUGAUAAGUAUAACAGGAGUAACGGGGUUGGGGACAUCUAUUCACGUGGCAGUGCUGAACUAGACAAGGAUCGUAACGAACUUUUCUCAGGCUACAACCCUCAAAAGGCUGGUUCCGGGCGUUUCUUUGAUGGUCCCCAGAUCAGGGAGCCGGCCCCGGGCGAGGAGAACGAUGAAGACGUAGAGGGAAUCAAACAGCAAACGAGGUUCACGAAGCAGGAGAGUGUAAACUCUACUCGAAAUGCCCUUCGCAUGGCCCGCGAGGCUGAGGAAACCGGUCGUAGUACCUUGUCCAGGUUGGGUGAUCAGUCUGAGAAACUUGCCAACACGGAGCGUCAUUUAGAUGUUUCAAAGGGUCAUUCGAUUCGUGCUGAUGAUAAGACUGACGAGCUUAAGAAACUUAACCGCUCUAUAUUCCGACCUGCUAUUACUUUCAACAAGGACGCGAAGCGAGCCGCUCAGGAGGCUAAAAUCCAGGGUCGUUAUGAAGAAGAGCGGGAGGAAAGGGAGAAAGCUAUGAUGGACAUUCGUGAGAGCCAGAAUCGGAUUGGUCGCGCGCAGACAUAUGGACGUCAUGAUGAUGAAGAGGGACUGACUGGUCCAGGACGAAUCAAAACGGCUUCAGAGUUGUCAGUAAGGAAAGAGCAGAGGAAGCGGUUCCAGUUCGAAGCUACUGCCUCUGACGAUGAGCUUGAGGAUGAGCUCGACGACAAUUUGAAUGAGAUAGGCGACAUGACGAAGCGAUUGAAGGCGCUGGGUACGGCCAUGGGUCAGGAGUUGGAUAGCCAGAACAAACGGAUUGAAGUCAUUGAGGGCAAGACUGUUGGGUUGGACAGCAGAAUCUUUAGAAAUACUGAACGCCUUAAGAAAAUCAGGUAG